This is a messenger RNA of Racocetra fulgida, 912 nucleotides long. NCBI's taxonomy places the organism in Eukaryota, Fungi, Glomeromycota, Glomeromycetes, Diversisporales, Gigasporaceae. The record is from the annotation of a GenBank genome assembly.
AAGGUACUACUGAAGAAAAUAAUGAACCAAGUGGCUGGGGUUCCCCUCCUAAAAACACUGAAGAAGAUAAAUCUCAAGCAAAUAAAUGGAAAAAAGAUCCUUCCGGUAAAAAUGAUAAAAAAGAUUUCAAUGAAACAAGAAGAUAUAGUAAUUCUUCUCAACAUUCUAAAAAAUUACAAAAUGAUGAAAGUAGUUGGGGCUCAAAUAAACCUGUUGAUAAUUCUACCGAGAAUGAGGGUUGGGGUCCUGUAGAUAAGUCGGUUGAAAAUGAAAAUUGGUCAACAAAUAGCAAUGGUUGGAACACUUCUACAACUGAUGAAUUCAAUAAGGAUCAUCAUAAACAUGAUAAUUAUCAUCGUGGAGGACGUGGUGGUGCUCAUCGCGGAAGAGGAAGGGGUGGCCAUCAACACGGGCGUAAUGAUCGUGAUAAUUUCAGAAAUGAUUCGGAUUUUAGAGGUCAUAAUCAACGUUCUUCUUUCUCACGAAGUGGUAACGAUAAAUAUAAUGAUCAUGAUCGCGAAAAUAAUCGUGAGAAUGGUAGUAAAGACGGAAAUGUUGGUGACCAAAACCAAAAUGCACAAAAAACUGCAAACUCUAAUGAUAAUACUCAUUCAUCUAAACCUGAGAAUGCUCCUUAUGUAAAUAAAGAUCGUGUUUUAUCUGGUGGACGUGCCAGAGAGGUUGAUGAAGAAGAACUAGAAAAACGAAUGCAGCGAAUCCGUAUUCAAAACGAAAAGAUUUUAGAAAAAAGAAAGGAGGAAGAAGAAAAACGAAGACGCGACUUUCAAAAAAAGCAGUUACAAGAACAGCUCGAUAAUGAACGCGAAGAAAAUGCUCAACGUAAAAUUCAAAAUCGUGAUGCUCGAGAAUGGGACAAGGAAAACCCAGCCACUUGGUUCAUUAUUUUCUUCA